Messenger RNA from Lolium rigidum, 1224 nucleotides. Its product is annotated as lactoylglutathione lyase-like. Lineage: Eukaryota; Viridiplantae; Streptophyta; Magnoliopsida; Poales; Poaceae. Gene Ontology annotation, molecular function: lactoylglutathione lyase activity; metal ion binding. The record is from RefSeq and is a predicted model, not a curated record. Bases 136 to 1011 code for a protein of 291 amino acids. Gene Ontology annotation, cellular component: cytoplasm. The transcript has 9 exons.
AUAGAUAGGUCCCCGUCGUCUCGUCCCCUUGGAAAAUUGAAGUGGAACAAAGAAGCCUCGAGAGUGUGAGCUCCUCAGCGCGGAAUCAGAACCAAACCUAAUCGAGUCGACUCGGCCCGAUCGAAUCUCCAAGGGAUGGCGACCGGUAGCGAAGCUGGAAAGUCUGCCGAGGCCGUGCUGGAGUGGCCUAAGCAGGACAAGAAGAGGAUGCUGCAUGCUGUGUACCGUGUGGGAGAUCUGGAGAAGACCAUUAAGUGUUACACAGAAUGCUUUGGCAUGAAGCUGUUGAGGAAGAGAGAUGUUCCUGAAGAGAAGUACACCAACGCGUUCCUUGGGUUUGGACCUGAGGACACUAAUUUUGCACUUGAACUGACUUACAAUUAUGGUGUUGACAAGUAUGACCUUGGAGAGGGCUUUGGACAUUUUGCCAUCGCAACUGAGGACGUGUACAAGCUGGCUGAGAAAAUUAAAUCAUCUUCUGACUGUAAGAUCACUCGUGAACCUGGUCCUGUAAAGGGAGGAUCCACUGUGAUUGCCUUUGCACAAGACCCAGAUGGUUACAUGUUCGAGCUUAUCCAGAGAGGUCCAACGCCCGAGCCUCUCUGUCAAGUUAUGCUUCGUGUUGGUGAUCUUGAUCGUUCUAUCUCGUUCUAUGAGAAGGCCCUCGGGAUGAAGGUUCUAAGGAAGAAGGAUGUGCCUCAGUAUAAGUACACUAUCGCCAUGUUGGGCUAUGCCGAUGAGGAUAAGACCACUGUUCUGGAGUUGACAUACAACUAUGGUGUCACACAAUAUAGCACGGGCAGUGCAUACGCUCAGAUUGCUAUUGGCACCGACGAUGUGUACAAGAGUGCUGAGGCUGUCGAGCUGGUUACCAAAGAACUAGGGGGGAAGAUUCUAAGGCAGCCGGGGCCACUACCGGGGCUGAACACGAAAAUCACCUCUUUCCUUGACCCAGAUGGCUGGAAAGUGGUUCUGGUGGAUCACGCGGACUUCCUCAAGGAGCUCCACUGAAUAUCAGCAGGUCAGAGUGUUGUGAGGAGGCCAGCCUUACGUAGCAGUGCAGGCCUGUGAUGUAAUAAAACAGCGGUUCUCUUCCGCUGGACAGGCAAAAUAAAAGUCGUAGUACCGAUGCCGAGUUUGGCCUGGUUAGAAUCGAGUGUUUGGGACUUGGUAUGUAUGUGCUAUGAUCGCCGAACGUGAGUAUUAAGUGUAUCAGUUUGCGCA